Molecule: messenger RNA, 2450 nt
Organism: Pseudomyrmex gracilis
Lineage: Eukaryota; Metazoa; Arthropoda; Insecta; Hymenoptera; Formicidae
Product: ATP-binding cassette sub-family F member 2
Exons: 9
Coding region: 12-2135 (707 amino acids)
Molecular function (GO): ATP hydrolysis activity; ATP binding
Source: RefSeq, a predicted model, not a curated record
GGUUUUGUUCGAUGCACGUGGAGGUCUCUCCGCGUGUCACGUACCGAUCGCGUUGUUUCGGCACAAAAUUUAUUCGAUCAAUUCGUGAAUAUCCUCCUAUUUGCGAAAUCUCAAAACUUUGCCGAGAAAAAUUGCGCGGGGAAACGACGCGGUUUCGCGACGAAGUCAAGAAAAAUCAUCGAUUCGCGACGAUAUCGGAAUUUCCUUUGUCCGUUGAGGUGAGAGAGACAAUGCCGUCCGACGCGAAGAAGAAGCAGCAGCAGAAGAAGAAAGAGGCGGCCAAGGCGAGACAGUCCGGGAAGAAGCCUCAGAGCAAUAAUCAGACGAAAAAUUCCGAGGACAGUAAGGAGCAGAGCCCGACGUUGGGGGACCUGCAGAACGGCACUAACGGCACGGCUAUCAGCGCCGAAGAGGCGUUGUGUCUGAAACUGGAAGCAGAUGCAAGGCUAAAUGCCGAAGCGCGCUCCUGCACCGGAUCGUUGGCUUCUCACCCGCGCAGCCGUGACAUAAAGAUAUCUAACUUUUCUAUUACCUUUCAUGGUUGUGAAUUGCUGCAAGAUACUAUGUUAGAAUUGAACUGUGGUAGACGUUACGGUUUAUUAGGUCUAAAUGGUUCAGGAAAGUCUACGCUGUUAGCAGUAUUAGGAAAUCGUGAAGUUCCUAUUCCGGAUCAAAUAGAUAUAUUUCACUUGACUAGAGAAAUGCCUGCGAGCAACAAGACGGCUUUGGAAUGUGUGAUGGAAGUUGAUGAGGAACGCGUGCGAUUAGAAAAACUCGCCGAGGAGUUGGUGGAUUGCGACGAGGAAGACGCUCAGGAACAACUUAUGGAUGUAUACGAGAGAUUAGAAGAUAUGUCUGCCGACACCGCGGAGGCUCGUGCUGCUCAUAUUUUACACGGUUUGGGUUUUACUGCAAAAAUGCAAACAACGCCUACCAAAGACUUUUCGGGAGGUUGGAGAAUGCGAAUAGCACUUGCCAGAGCUUUGUAUGUAAAGCCGCAUCUGUUGUUGCUGGAUGAGCCAACCAAUCAUCUCGACUUGGACGCUUGUGUGUGGCUGGAGGAAGAACUCAAAACUUAUAAACGAAUUUUAGUUAUCAUAUCCCACUCUCAAGAUUUUCUCAAUGGCAUUUGCACUAAUAUCAUACACGUCAAUAAGAAGCAAUUGAAGUAUUACACCGGUAAUUACGAGGCGUUUGUGAAGACAAGAAUGGAGCUGCUUGAGAAUCAGGCGAAACAGUACAACUGGGAACAGGAUCAAAUCGCGCACAUGAAGAACUACAUCGCACGAUUUGGUCAUGGAUCGGCGAAAUUAGCUAGACAAGCUCAAUCGAAGGAAAAGACGUUAGCGAAGAUGAUGGCGCAAGGUUUGACGGAAAAGGUUGUCAACGACAAAGUGCUGAACUUUUAUUUCCCUUCGUGCGGGAAAAUUCCGCCGCCGGUUAUUAUGGUUCAGAACGUCAGUUUUCGUUACACCGACGACUUGCCGUGGAUUUAUAAGAAUCUGGAAUUUGGUAUUGACUUGGAUACAAGAAUCGCGUUGGUCGGACCGAAUGGGGCGGGAAAGAGUACUCUGUUGAAACUGUUGUAUGGUGAUUUGGUGCCGACAAGCGGAAUGAUUCGCAAGAAUAGUCAUUUACGAAUUGGCAGAUAUCAUCAACAUUUACACGAAUUAUUGGACUUGGAUGUGUCGCCUCUCGAUUACAUGAUGAAAGCUUUUCCCGACGUCAAAGAGCGCGAAGAAAUGAGAAAAAUUAUUGGCCGUUACGGCUUAACCGGACGUCAACAGAUCUGUCCUAUUCGUCAACUAUCGGACGGUCAACGUUGUCGAGUUGUUUUCGCUUGGUUAGCUUGGCAAGUGCCUCACCUCUUGCUGCUCGACGAGCCUACCAAUCACUUGGACAUGGAAACGAUCGACGCACUUGCUGACGCCAUUAACGACUUCGAAGGCGGCAUGGUCCUUGUAUCGCACGACUUCAGAUUGAUCAAUCAAGUUGCCGAAGAAAUCUGGGUGUGCGAAAACGGAACGGUGACAAAGUGGAGCGGCAACAUAUUGGAUUACAAGGAGCAUCUCAAGGACAAGGUCUUGUCUGACAAUCAGAAAAGGCAAAAGGACUUCACAAAUCGGGGCAAAUAAUGUGGGUAGUGUUCUGAUUGUGUGAUUUGCAUUAUCCUUCUUAUAUAAUGUAAUAUCUUUCUCAUUUAUAGCAAUUGUUUUAUGAAUUGUAUAACACGCUAAUUGUUACUGAACGUGCGCCGUUUUCUGUAACGUAUCUUGGGUGAUACAGUCAGAUUACUUAGUUAAUUUAUUGACGCCAUUAUGACGAAAUUGAUCCUCUCUAGUUAACAAAACCUAAUAACGGUUAUAGCGCAAAUUAAUUAUCGUGGUAGAAUUCUCUAGAACAUACAUUUAGACAAAAAAAAAAAAAAAAAAANAAAANAAAAAAAAAAA